AAGAAUAACCCCUCCUCCUUUCUCUGGUGGUGACUUUAUUAAUGCAGGUGGCAGUGAGUGAGUCGGAACGAGUCAACGUAGCCAGCUAGCUUCGCCGCCAGAUAAGUUGAUAUGAAUAUCACUCGACGGUUCAUAAGCAAGUAGAUUAGCUAUCUUGCUCAUUGGCUACCUAUCUAAAGUAAUUAUACGGGUACUGUAGCACUGUGAGAUAUUGCUAGAUCGUUAGCAUGCUAGUGCAACCACACAUCAGCAGGUAGGUAGCUAGCAUUAGCGAACUAUUAAGGAAGCCACUGUUUCCAUCUUAACUGAGGAUUUCACGGCGGAAAAAAUAGAAUUGUUAUCAGUGAAUCCGCGCUCUCAAACCAAAUCAGAAAUGUGGUCGAAUCCUCAGAACCAGAACCAACCGGCGUUUCCGAACCAGCAACAACAGCAAGUGCCAAAUCUGAACUCUGCUCCCUUUCCUCCGUUUUUCGCCAAACCCCACAACCCUCUUCAAAUAAAAAAGAAUGCCAUAACUGACGACUACAAAGUUACAAAUCAAGUCCUUGGCAUGGGCAUCAAUGGGAAAGUAUUGGAAAUAUUCCAAAAAGGAAGUGGAGAUAAAUACGCUCUGAAGAUGCUGCAGGAUUGUGCGAAGGCUCGUCGGGAGGUAGAGCUCCACUGGAGGGCGUCGCCCUGCUCUCACAUCGUACGCAUCAUGGACGUCUACGAAAACCUCUACCAAAGCAGGAAGUGCUUGCUCAUCGUCAUGGAGUGUAUGGAUGGAGGUGAGCUAUUCAGCCAUAUUCAAGACCGGGGGAACCAGGCAUUCACAGAAAGAGAGGCCUCUGACAUCAUGAAGAGUAUAGGAGAAGCUAUCCAGUACCUGCAUGCCAUUGACAUCGCUCACAGAGACAUUAAGCCAGAAAAUCUGUUGUACACUUCCAAAAAACCAGAUGCACUCCUUAAACUAACCGAUUUUGGGUUUGCCAAAGAAAUCACGACACUCAACUCCCUGGCAACGCCAUGCUACACCCCCUAUUAUGUUGCCCCUGAGGUUCUUGGUCCAGAGAAGUACGACAAAUCCUGUGAUAUGUGGUCUCUGGGUGUUAUCAUGUAUAUCCUGCUGUGUGGAUAUCCUCCCUUCUACUCUAACCACGGCCUGGCCAUCUCCCCUGGGAUGAAAAAGCGCAUCAGGAACGGACAGUACGAGUUCCCCAACCCAGAGUGGUCUGACGUGUCAGAAGACGCCAAACAGUUGAUCCGUCACUUACUGAAGACUGAGCCCACCCAGAGGAUGAGCAUCACAGAGUUCAUGAACCACCCCUGGAUCAAUCAGUCUAUGGAGGUCCCUCAGACCCCUCUCCACACCAGUCGUGUGCUGCAGGAGGAGCAGGACGUCUGGGAGGAGGUCAAGGAGGAAAUGACAAGUGCCCUGGCAACCAUGAGAGUGGACUAUGAGCAAAUCAAAAUCAAGACCAUCGAGGAUUCGACCAAUCCGCUGCUGAUUAAGAGAAGGAAGAAAGCAAACAAUGCAGCCACUAAACCACCGGGCCUGUGAAACAAAAUACACCGCACAUACCCUUCCAUGCGGUGAAAGAGAGCUGAUAGGGCAAACAGGGAUUAUUAAAGGGUGACAGUCUGAAUCUCCAGAAAUAUUACUUUUCCAGUUCUUUGAACCUCCUUUUUAGUUGUUUUAUUCUCAUCGUUUUUACCCCAUUUUAAUGUUUUUUUCCCCCACCUUGCUAUUCUAAAGAACCAUUUUUUUUUUGUUGCUUUUUUGUCCACAUAGAGAUCAGAUGUUUAUCGUCACGUCUCGGUGAUGUACUGGGUUUUUCUGUCGUUGUUGCUGAUCACUGCAAGCUGACUGCACUGUAACUAAUCCAGUAUCUUGACCCAGCUCUGUUCUGUGUUUUAUCAUUGUUGAUUCCCCUCGGUAUUGGCCACAUGUUUUUCUAACUUUAUCUGUGGGUCUUCAGAUGAUACUGCCAUGAAAACAUUGAAUGCUUCUCCAGUUAUACUGUGGAUCCAUAAUAUUUUUCUGCUAUGCAAUUGGUUAACUCUACACAAUGGAGGAAGCAACACUUUUCUUUAUGUUUAAUUGGAUGUCCUUUAGUUUCUUCCUCCUUUAGUUGUCAUUCAUUUUAUAUACUUAUUCACACCUCACACCAACAAUAUACAUUGUCUAUUUGUUGUGUGGGGUUUUUGUUGCCCUGAACUCUCUGAUUUUGUUUUGAUUGGACUUCUAAGUUGUAUGACUGCAGUUGACUGUGUUUUCAUUGUUGGUUGGGUUUGAUUUCUUAGCCAACGCACCCAUAGCCAAAGUUAGAGUCACCAUAUUUUUUUAGAGUGGACUGACUGUUUAGAAAGACUGUGCCUUGAGGACAUUGGGAAAAAUCCUUACUUGAUAUUUGUGCUCACAGCCCAACUUUUCACACAUCUAUCUCCCAUUGAGGUUAUAUGCAUGAUUGACACAAGUUCAAGGUCUGUGCACUAAUCUCAAAUUAGUUUUUUUCCCGGUGUGAUGACAGUGGGGGAAUAUUCAAGCCACUUUGGCAGUAGCAAAUGUACAUUGUGUUAUCAAAUAUCCAAACCGUGAGAUCACAAAAUCACCACAUCCCACAGAUGUUGUAGCCUACUUCACAAUUAUCCUGAUUGCAAUUGUUUAAAUAUAUUUUCAGUGAAUUCCCACUAAUGAACUAUACAACAUAAGUGUCACUUAGUUUCCACGCAGCAGCAAUAAUGUUUUGGGUUUCUGCUGUGUUAGGUGAUGGGGAACACUGAGUGUAAGGGCACCAUUGUUAUGCAUAGUGGUAUGGCAGUACAUAUAUGACAUGUAGCACUGGCUGUCUUUUGGAUUAAAACUUGUAUAAAAUCCCUUAUCCGCUCAAAUGUGUUAAUUGAUGUGUGACUGGUGGUGUUGUGCCACAAUCCCAAAGUAGCCUUGAUGUCAAACUGUGGCAAUGCAGGACAUUAUCCUGUUUGUGCAGCCAUGUACCACCAUCUGCUGUCAUGGAGAUGGAAAGACAACCUCUUAUACAGUGCCUUCAGAAAGCAUUCACAAUCCUUGAUUUUUUUUUGCUAACACAAAAUAAUCAUGUCAAAGUGCAAGAACAAUUCUCACUUGUAAAAAAAAAUAAGUCUUUCUGGUUGGGUCUCUUAAGAGGUUUCCAACAUUUGCACAUUUAUUUAUUUUUUUAAUUCUUCAAUCAUUGUCAAGUUAGUUGUUGAUCAGUGCUUGACGAUCAUUUUCGGCCACUCGGGACAAUCACUGUCUUGGUAAGCAACUCCAGUGUAGAUUUGGCCUUGUUUUAGGUUAUUGUCCUGCUGAAAGGUGAAGUCAUCUCCCAGUGUCUGUUGCAAAGCAGACUGAACCAGGUCUACUUCUGGGAUUUUACCUGUGCGUAGCUCCAUUCUGUUUUAUCCUGAAACUCCCCCGUCCUUAACGAUUACAAGCAUACCCAUAACAUGAUGCCGCCAUCACUAUGCUUGAAAAUAUGGAGAGUGGUACUCGUGGUGUUUGGGGAAAAUCCAAUACAUUAACAACACAUUGUAUUCGGAACAAAAAGGAAAUUGCUUUGCCACAUUUUUUGGGGCUUUAUAACUUUAGUGCCUUAAUGCAAACGGGAUGCAUGUUUUGGAAUAUUUAUGUUUUGUACAUGCUUCCACCUUUACACUAGUAUUGUGGAGUAACUACAAUGUUGAUCCAUCCUCAGUUUUAUAUCACAGCCAUUAAACUGUUUUAUAUUCAC
Molecule: messenger RNA, 3731 nt
Organism: Oncorhynchus keta (chum salmon)
Lineage: Eukaryota; Metazoa; Chordata; Actinopteri; Salmoniformes; Salmonidae
Product: MAP kinase-activated protein kinase 2-like
Exons: 10
Coding region: 374-1540 (388 amino acids)
Biological process (GO): response to cytokine; inflammatory response; cellular response to vascular endothelial growth factor stimulus
Cellular component (GO): nucleus; cytoplasm
Molecular function (GO): calmodulin binding; calcium-dependent protein serine/threonine kinase activity; calcium/calmodulin-dependent protein kinase activity
Source: RefSeq, a predicted model, not a curated record